Messenger RNA from Ornithorhynchus anatinus (platypus), 792 nucleotides. Its product is annotated as chymotrypsinogen 2-like. The record is from RefSeq and is a predicted model, not a curated record. Gene Ontology annotation, biological process: proteolysis. Bases 1 to 792 code for a protein of 263 amino acids. NCBI's taxonomy places the organism in Eukaryota, Metazoa, Chordata, Mammalia, Monotremata, Ornithorhynchidae. The transcript has 7 exons. Gene Ontology annotation, molecular function: serine-type endopeptidase activity.
AUGGCGUUCCUGUGGCUCUUCUCCUGCCUCGCCCUCAUCAGCACCUCCUACGGGUGCGGCGUGCCCACCAUCCAGCCCGUCGUGACUGGUCUUGCUAGGAUUGUCAAUGGCGAAGAUGCCGUUCCCGGAUCCUGGCCCUGGCAGGUGUCUCUGCAGGACCGGACCGGCUUCCAUUUCUGCGGAGGCUCUCUGAUCAACGAGAACUGGGUGGUGACCGCCGCCCACUGCAACGUCAGAACGUCUCACCUCGUGGUCGCUGGAGAGUUUGACCAUGGCUCUGAUGCAGAGGACAUCCAAGUCCUGAAGAUCGACAAGGUGUUCAAGAACCCCAAGUUCAACAUCCUGACCAUCCGCAAUGACAUCACCCUGCUGAAAUUGGCCAGCCCUGCCCACCUCACCGACACUGUGUCCCCCGUGUGCCUGCCCCAAGCCGGCCAAGACUUCCCCGCGGGCUCCACCUGUGUCACUACCGGCUGGGGCAAGACCAAGCACAACGCCCUGCUUACGCCCAAGAAGCUGCAGCAGGCUGCCCUGCCCCUCCUGUCUAACGAAGAGUGCAAGGAGUUCUGGGGCAGCAAGAUCUCCGAUGUCAUGAUCUGCGCUGGAGCCAGUGGUGUUUCUUCCUGCAUGGGCGAUUCUGGUGGCCCCCUGGUGUGUGAGAAGGAUGGGGCCUGGACCCUGGUGGGCAUCGUCUCCUGGGGCAGCGGCACCUGCUCCACCAGUACUCCUGCCGUGUACUCCCGGGUCACCGAGCUCAUGUCCUGGGUGCAGGACAUCCUGGAUGCCAACUAA